AUGUCAUCGCUUCCAGAGCAAGGAAGAUGCGUCUGCCACUCGACUCCCUGUUCACAUGCUCUUUCUCUCAGCCGCCGAAGAACCUCGUGGCCGAAACGGCCAAAGUGGCAAUUCAGGGGCGUUGUUGUGCCUUCCUCAUUGCAAAGGCAGGAAGCAUCAGGGCCGUGGCUUCUACUGCGGGGCAUCAUCAGUGAGGAAGAGCGUCUCAAUCUUCUUGAAUCUGCUGUGAGACAGAAAAGGCAGGGUCUCCUCCUGCCAAAUCCAGCAGGACCACAUCGCUUUUUUCGGCGACUGGAUGCGACUGAUGGGGUGGACUCUUUCUUAGAGGAACUCACGCAGCGCCUGGAAGAUGCUGUGGCAGGACUAACGGGAAGGCAGUUAGAUCCAACGCUUGGACGGGUGUGCUCCUACAUCGAACCUGGAGGUUUCAUCCACGAGCACCGUGAUCGAUACCAUGCCCAAACAGACGGCAUAGCGCAUCUACGCGCAAACAUUGUCGUGCAGAUGGAGCCGUCUGGACGUCCAAUCAUUGCUGGGAAGUCCGUUCCUGUCAACCAAAGGGAUGCAUGGAUCUUCUUCGCUUCCCGAGAACUACAUUCGACGGAAGCUAUUUGUGGUCCUCAACCAAGAAUCGUGUACGGAUUCGGCUGGAGCGUGCCGGAAAGCUUCACACCACGGACACCAGAACGGUGUGAGGACAAAAGACUCAGACUGCAGCGCAAGACAGUUCACGUCGUGACGAAGACAGGCUCAUUAGAGAUAUAUAUAUAUAUAUAUAGGCUACUUGCGGUCGAGGCUCGAGACGACAAGCGCAUCUCUAGCAUAGCUUUUGUGCCAUUUUUGCCAUGGCCAGUACUGGGGCUGCAGACCCAGCCAGUGCCAAUGAAGCCGUUUGGAAAUCGACAUUGGGUGACUUUGCACAAGCACUUCACUGCCAGGACGUCGCGAUGA
This is a messenger RNA of Symbiodinium sp. CCMP2592, 951 nucleotides long. Lineage: Eukaryota; Dinophyceae; Suessiales; Symbiodiniaceae. The record is from the annotation of a GenBank genome assembly.